Messenger RNA from Gavialis gangeticus (Gharial), 1697 nucleotides. It is a transcript of the gene LRRC2, whose product is annotated as leucine rich repeat containing 2. NCBI's taxonomy places the organism in Eukaryota, Metazoa, Chordata, Crocodylia, Gavialidae. The transcript is spliced from 9 exons. The record is from RefSeq and is a predicted model, not a curated record. Bases 119 to 1234 code for a protein of 371 amino acids. Gene Ontology annotation, molecular function: protein binding.
CGAAUUAUGUUGCUGCUGUAAACAACUUCAGAGUCCCCAAUUAAAUAACCAUAGUCUAUACGUGGGAGCUCUGGACUCUAGUGUUCUUUAGUUAUAGGAGAAGCUUAAUGUCAGCAAUAUGGGGCAUCAGGUGAUAAUAUUUGACUUUUCUGCCAUAAGAGGCUUGUGGGAAAUUCGAGUAAAGAAGCACAAAGACCGGCAAAAGAAAGAGAAGGAAAGAUUAGAAAAAAGCUCAUUAGAGAAGAUAAAGGAAGAAUGGAACUUUAUGCUAGAAUGCAGAAAGAAAGGAAUUCCACAAUCCAAAUACUUAAAGAAUGGUUUUGUAGAUACCAGUAUGGAGAUUUUGGAUAAAAUGGAAAAGAACUCUCAGCUCCGUAAGAAGCGUGCUUUGUCAGAUGCAGCAGACAAAGAAAGAAGCAAAUAUAUUUUUCAACUUUCUGGUGAGCACUGGACGGAAUUCCCAGAUUCAUUGAAGGAACAGACACAUCUGAAAGAAUGGCAUAUAAAUAACACAAAGAUACAAACCAUUCCAGCUUACAUUGCCUUGUUUCAGGAGCUGAAAGUCUUGGAGUUAUCAAAAAACCAGAUCACGCAUCUCCCAGUUGAAAUUGGGUGUUUAAAAAAACUCAAGGAACUCAAUGUGAGUUUUAAUAAUUUGAAAAGUAUCCCUCCAGAACUGGGAAACUGUGAGAAUCUGGAAAAACUGGAUUUAUCUGGAAAUCUAGAAAUAAUGGAGCUCCCAUUUGAACUAAGUAACUUGAAGCAAGUCACAUUUGUGGAUGUUUCAGCAAACAAGUUCCCAUCUAUUCCCAUUUGUGUGCUCCGCAUGUCACACUUGCUGUGGUUGGAUAUGAGCAGCAACAACCUGAAAGAUCUCCCACAAGAUAUAGACAGGCUAGAUCAACUUCAAACGCUUCUCCUGCACAGGAACAGGCUGACUUAUCUUCCACAGGCUUUGAUCAAUAUGAAAAAACUCAGUAUGCUGGUAGUCAGCGGUGAAGAGUUGGUUGAGAUGCCCACAGCUAUUUGUGAAUCAACCACAGGUUUAAAAUUUAUAAGCCUCAAGGAUAACCAUUAUGAAACAGUCCCAUGUCAAGAAACUGAAGAAAUAGAAAGUGAACGUGAUCGGGAAAAAUUUGAGAAAGAAUUUAUGAAAACCUACAUUGAAGAUCUGAAGGAAAGAGAUUCUGUUCCUGCUUAUACUACUAAGAUAUCAUUUAGACUCCAGCUGUGAAGAUCUGAAUUUUCGAAUCACUGGCAAAUACCAGAACCCCCCCCCCCCACACUAUUACUGCCCCCAAUCAGCUGAUUGGUGGCCAGCUCCAGAGGCUUGAACUAGCUUGGAGGGUACCUGGAGCAAACAUCAAAAUGGCAAACAUCAAAAACAUAGACUGAAAUAUAAGCCUUCUAAAAAUAUUCAUAGAAUUUCUUGUUUGUUACCAAAUUUGCUUUCAACAGGUAUAGACAAAAUGCAAGAACUGAAUAGUUUUCAUCAGAAGCUAUGUCACUUUUCAAAUCAUUAGCAACUUUUUAAAUCAAUGGCAUCAGAUUAGGCCCUUUUAGCCUGCAAACAAACUUUAGCUUAAUUUUACAGCUGGGAGUAAUACUAGUGAAAUCAAGGGGGCUAUUCUUGGUAGUCAAAAUACACUGUGCAUGUGUGUUUGCAGGAUCAGAGUGUUACUCAAUGGGUGCAUCUA